This is a messenger RNA of Olea europaea var. sylvestris, 1061 nucleotides long. Its product is annotated as protein LURP-one-related 10-like. Bases 169 to 810 code for a protein of 213 amino acids. The transcript has 3 exons. Lineage: Eukaryota; Viridiplantae; Streptophyta; Magnoliopsida; Lamiales; Oleaceae. The record is from RefSeq and is a predicted model, not a curated record.
GCCACGCGGCUAAGCUGAAUGUGAACAUCAAUCUCUCAUUCACUGUGGAAUCAAGUACGCGUUGAUCUUACAAAAUCAGCACUUAAGAAUGCCACCCCUUCUUGAUUCGUCAGCCCCAAAAUCAAGAAAAUAUUCUAAACUCUCUUUCUGUAAUCAAUUUGAGUGAUCAUGGCUGGAACAAGCUAUCCUAAUCCACCUAUGGCUUAUCCAUCUAUGGCUAACACGAUUGCAGUGAUAAGCCCACAAUUCUGUGUUUCUUACCCGGUUGAUCUUACAAUUGUGAGGAAGUUAAUGACUUUGUCUGAGGGUAAUUUCGGAGUUACCGAUGUAAAUGGCAACAUAAUGUUCAGAGUCAAAGGCAAGCUCUUUAGUCUUCAUGAUCGCCGUGUCUUGUAUGAUGCUGCUGGUAACCCUCUUAUCACUUUUCAACAAAAGUUACUAUCUGCCCACAGAAGAUGGCAAGUAUUCCGAGGAGAGAGUACUGAUGCAAAAAAUCUGCUUUUUUCCGUGAAAAAGUCGUCUCUUCUUCAAUUUCGAACCAAGUUAGAUGUGUUCAUGGCCUCUAACACCGCUGAGAAUGUCUGCGACUUCAAAAUCGAAGGCAGCUGGCUGGAGAGGUCAUGCGUUAUAUAUGCCGGGAAUUCUAAUAAUAUCAUUGCUCAGAUGCACAGGAAACACAGUGCCCAAAGCAUUCUGCUCGGUAAAGAUACAUUUGGGGUGACUGUAUAUCCAAACGUCGAUUAUGCCUUCAUUGUUGCACUCGUGGUCAUUCUCGAGGAAAUUAACGAGGACAGAUCGGGUGAAGAUUGAAAUCACCAUCAGACGAUGAUCGUGUUAUUCCGUAAAUGUAACCUCAUCCAUGUAUUUGGAUAUUUCCCUUCAACCAAUCAUGUCAAAUAAAUGUAGAGUUGAAGGAGAGAUCUGAGCCCGUGAAAGGAGGAUUGCUUAUCUCAUUGCCGGUACUCUAAUAAAUCGUUUUCUGUUGAAUUUGUGUAAGAAUUGGUGAGCUUCUUCAUGAUAUGAAAGUAUUGUGAAGAACAUUAUGAUGUUACUGUUGUCAC